UCGCAGUAUAAUCUCCGCCAUGUACCUCAUUGUCUUUGUCUGCUUUUGCCUGUGCACACUGUCGGCCCUUUGUGUGCUGGCAAAGUAUGUUCCUGAUCUUCGUUCGUCCGUACUCGCUCAUGGGAAACUUCAAAGUGUAGCUGAUCGUCCCACUUCCUCGUUGAGUCGCGUGGUAGCUAGCUGGACCGUACCGAAAUCUUGGUUUACUCAUUUCUACAUCGUUGGGCUCGCUUUUGCCUUGAUCUGCUCCGCUGAAUUGACAGCUGCAACACUUAGGCGUAAGUACGGUCUCCUGCUAACAUUUCUCCGUCAUUGGGACAACCCUUACUGGGGAGACACAUUGUCCCUGACGGAAAGUUACUUGGGGACCACACUCAUGACAAUCCACUUGGCUCGACGCGUCUACGAAUCCUUCUAUAUUGAAAAGCUAUCUCCUACAGCCCGCAUGCAUGUCUCCCAUUAUUUAGUGGGUAUCGGUUUUUACGGUGCUAUGGUAUUCGGUACCUGGCUUGAAGGAGCUGUUUCUUUUGGCGUCUGGCCAGAAUCUAGCCCAGCUUUGCGUUCAUUUCAUUACAUUUAUGCAUUGAUAUCUGUCACGCUUUUCAUUUAUGCAUCGCUUCAUCAAUAUCGUUGCCAUGCCAUCUUGGCUUCUCUCAGGACCAAGAAGACGAAUACCACUUACAGUAUCCCUCGAGGCGAUUGGUUCGAACGGAUCGUAACGCCCCAUUAUUUCUGUGAUAUCUUGAUUUAUGCAUCCUUGUGCAUCUUGUAUCGCUUUCGCAAUCGAGUACUAUUAUGUGGUUUGAUAUGGACAACGCUGAAUCUCUCCGUCACAGCUAGUGAGACACAGAGAUGGUAUUGCCGUACAUUUGGUCCACUUUAUACCACCACAUUUCCAAGGAAACGGUGGAUUAUAAUACCUUGUGUUUACUAGUUCGCCUCCACGUUCUUUUGAUAUCUUCAUACUAAAGACGAUUAAUGAAGAAAGUAGAACAAUCCUAUAAAAUCUAUUUCCAUAUUCAUAUUGCUUUGCUGAGUACCCGGUUACCUUUUUUUCUGUGUUCGCUUCGCUUGAUCCGUCAUAAUGUGAACCACUUUUAUAAAAGCUAUUCUAGUUUAAGUCUACAUGCAAAUAAAUCUAG
Molecule: messenger RNA, 1142 nt
Organism: Radiomyces spectabilis
Lineage: Eukaryota; Fungi; Mucoromycota; Mucoromycetes; Mucorales; Radiomycetaceae
Product: 3-oxo-5-alpha-steroid 4-dehydrogenase-domain-containing protein
Exons: 2
Coding region: 20-934 (304 amino acids)
Biological process (GO): polyprenol catabolic process; dolichol-linked oligosaccharide biosynthetic process
Cellular component (GO): endoplasmic reticulum
Molecular function (GO): 3-oxo-5-alpha-steroid 4-dehydrogenase activity
Source: RefSeq, a predicted model, not a curated record